AUGCCACCAACGCAACAGGAGCUUUCGCUUCUCAUCCACCCUCUUGUUCCCGAGUCUGUUCAACACAACAACCGCGUCCUAUCACAGCUCCGCUCACUCACAGCUUUUUUGCUAGGCAUCACUGCCGGCAUUCUCGGCUUGCAAUCAGCAUCGGGCUUCACAUUUUAUUUUGUUGGUACAAUAUUCGUUUCCGGACUCGUUCAGAUACUGUUAAUUGGGACAAACUCUCCCUCCGGUGGGGCUGAAGACAAUAUCGGAGCGUACUUUCCGGGUGCCAGCGGUGGUGAGGUAGAGGGCAUUGACGGCACUGGUAAAAUCCACGCUGGAUCUAGUGGGGGGAAGAGGGCAAUUAAUCGAAAGGGUGCUUGGAGGGAUAUUUGGCUUGGUGGGGGGGUUAUGGGAGAGGCCUUGAGUGGGUUUAUACUGGGAUGGGCUGGUGUGGGAGGCGUGUUGAGGUAG
This is a messenger RNA of Talaromyces proteolyticus, 459 nucleotides long. RefSeq lists its product as uncharacterized. The coding region runs from base 1 to 459 and encodes 152 amino acids. Gene Ontology annotation, cellular component: endoplasmic reticulum; EMC complex; membrane. The record is from RefSeq and is a predicted model, not a curated record. NCBI's taxonomy places the organism in Eukaryota, Fungi, Ascomycota, Eurotiomycetes, Eurotiales, Trichocomaceae. The transcript has 2 exons. Gene Ontology annotation, biological process: autophagosome assembly; protein folding in endoplasmic reticulum.